This is a messenger RNA of Lachancea meyersii CBS 8951, 867 nucleotides long. The record is from the annotation of a GenBank genome assembly. Lineage: Eukaryota; Fungi; Ascomycota; Saccharomycetes; Saccharomycetales; Saccharomycetaceae.
AUGAGAUAUACGUAUGCUUUGAGAAAUGGUGCUCGAAUGACGAGCCUGGACUCUGACGUGAGGCAAAAGCUCAUCGCACAGUGCUUAAAUCUGGAAUUCGAUAAAUUGUUGAAAACUGUCAAGUCCCUGCCUCUAGACAUAUUGGACGAGAGUUUUCUGCACCUGUUCUUGGCGAAAAGCGUGCAGCACGCUCAUACCACGUCUAUAGAUUUCUUGUGGUACCGAUUCGUCAUGGGACGCAAAGUUUUGGCGGUAAGACCUUCUCUGCUUUGCGCAAUUGGCACGGUUGCUCUCAAUGAUAACAAGCCGUUUUUGCCGGCUCAGCUUUGUGCACAUUUCGACUUCUUCUACGGCCGCGAACCCGGGCUGGAGGAAUUGCGCAAUGAACUGCUGCGGAUCAAAGUUGAAAGCUUUGCCAAAACCACCAAAAGGUCCACAAGUUUCAGAGAAAAAUGGAAGGUUUUCUUGCAGGAUAUCGACAGCGUCGUUAGCCCUGCCUACGAGCUUCGAGUACGGGACUUCCCGCACCUGACGCAGGCGCUUCGGCACGCCGAGCCGGAGUUGCUCGAGCAAUUGCUGUUUAGCGAGAACAAAAUCGCGAUCAAGAACGAUUGCACUCUGCCCCUGUUGCUCAACAUGACUCUGAUGCAAGACGGACUAGAUCCAGACUUCAAAAUCCGCAUGUUUUGUGGGUUCCGAGACUCUCACCGGACCCUCGACUACAACGACAGUAUUUCGAUCUUGCUGCACACUUUAAAAGGAGAUUUGUACCGAUCGUCCAAGCUCAUGCAGUAUUUGACGAAACACCAUCUUACAAUUCCACCAUUGGGCGCCAGGUGUUUUCUGGCCACGACAAACAUGAAGUGA